This is a messenger RNA of Stereum hirsutum FP-91666 SS1, 1866 nucleotides long. Its product is annotated as PLP-dependent transferase. The record is from RefSeq and is a predicted model, not a curated record. Gene Ontology annotation, biological process: biosynthetic process. The transcript is spliced from 7 exons. Bases 1 to 1707 code for a protein of 568 amino acids. Gene Ontology annotation, molecular function: transaminase activity; pyridoxal phosphate binding. NCBI's taxonomy places the organism in Eukaryota, Fungi, Basidiomycota, Agaricomycetes, Russulales, Stereaceae.
AUGCCUUUCGAGAAACAGCAAUUGUACGCGGAGCAGCAUGGCCUGAACAAGGCCAUCGACCUCUCGCAUCACCUUUCAGAUCUCUCGAAGGCGAGGACACUCAGCCCCUUGAAGGGUUUGCAGAAGCACACUAGACCCGAUGCGAUUCAGUUUGGAGGAGGCCUCCCCGCCGCAGCCUACUUCCCCUUCACCUCCCUCUCCGCCGAUACUCUCAUCUCUAACUCUUUCCCCCUCUCGGUCCCUUCAUCCUCCGUCUCUCCCUCCAAGGCUCUCACGCCCACCCCCGCAAACUGGUUUUGGCGUCUCUUCGGUUCCUCAACCGAACAGACCGAAAAGAUCGCCAUCCCCAAAACGCCCUCCGCCAACGACGAAGGUCUCAACCUCUCCGUCGCCCUGCAAUACGGGCCCGCCACAGGCCUUGCCCCCCUCCGCGACUUCCUCCAACACCUCAGUGGCACGGUAUACAAGCCCGCCUAUUCCGAUUUUAGGACGCUCGUGCAUACGGGAAACACGGAUGGGUGGACGAGGGUCGUGUUCACGUUGUUGAACCCGGGCGUGGGGGACAAGAUACUCGCCGAGGAGUGGGCGUUCGCGACUGCGUUGUCCACGGCGAGGCCGUUGGGGGUGGACGUCAUUCCGGUGGGUAUGGACGGGGAAGGUAUGAGUGCGGUUGCUCUUAGGGAGAUAUUGGACGGUUGGGAUGUGGAGAGGGACGGAAAGAAGCCGAGAUUGAUCUAUACGGUUCCCGUGGGACAGAACCCGAGCGGGGCGACUAUGGGGCUACAGAGGAAGAAGGAGAUCUACGACAUCUGCGUCGAACACGACAUCAUCAUCUGUGAAGACGACCCGUACUACUUCCUUCAGUUUGGCGAGUACGUGCACAAGUCGCUUCGCAGCCAUCAAGCCGACGACGAUGAGGAUGACGCGCACUACUUCGGCAGGCUGGCCCCUAGUUUUCUUCGUGUUGACACUCAAGGCCGUGUCAUCCGCCUGGAUACUUUCUCCAAGACAAUCGCUCCAGGGGUCAGACUCGGCUGGUUCACCUGCAACCCCUUAUUCGCUGAGCGUCUCGAACGACAUGGCGAGACGAGCACGCAGGCGCCCUGCGGUUUGGGCCAGACCUUAGUCACGAAGCUCUUGCUGACCUGGAAGUACGACGGCUACGUUCGGUGGUUGCGUGGUCUCAGAAUUCAAUACGGGCUCCGCAGAGACCUCUUCAUCGACAUCCUGAGCGAAGAAUUUAACCUCCACGCUUCUGUUGGUUCGGCGUCCAUGGGCGCUUGGUCAGGUCAGACCGUCUAUACUGCGUAUGCGAAGCCGAAGUCGACGUCGUUAUUUGGGAGUGCGAUGGGUAUGAUGAGUGAGAAGAGGGCGUUGAUCGAGACUCGGAGUCAGAGCCGGAGGUUGUUGAGCUUCGUGGCGCCGAGCAGUGGGAUGUUUGUUUGGCUCAAGCUCUACUUCGACGACCUCCCUAUUGCGCCUCACUCUGACCCCGUAUCACACGAAAUCAAGCUAUGGACGAAGCUCGCAGACGCUGGUGUGCUUACCUCUCCCGGGUGGUUCUUUGCUGCGGACCAGGAAGAGCCGCCGACAGACCCGAACUUGGAGGGGCACAUGAGGAUGAGUUUCUCGACUGCAGAUGAGGAGUCGAUGAGGAAAGGACUGAAGAUAUUCGCGAAGGUUGUGCGGGAGGUGCAUGGGCUAUAGAGUGCUAGGUUUCACGAGCUAUUGAGUGGCAGGACACCUUGAGGAUGCCUAUAUAGAAGUAAGUUCGUAACCAAUGGUAUGUUCAUGGUUGGCCUGAGGUUGUUCCUCGCAUUCUUCGUGUGUAUGAGCCAUUAAUGAGGCUCAAUAGCUCGAAAUACC